Puccinia graminis f. sp. tritici CRL 75-36-700-3 is the source of this 588-nucleotide messenger RNA. RefSeq lists its product as uncharacterized. The transcript is spliced from 3 exons. Gene Ontology annotation, molecular function: superoxide dismutase activity; copper ion binding. Gene Ontology annotation, biological process: removal of superoxide radicals. Lineage: Eukaryota; Fungi; Basidiomycota; Pucciniomycetes; Pucciniales; Pucciniaceae. The record is from RefSeq and is a predicted model, not a curated record. The coding region runs from base 1 to 588 and encodes 195 amino acids.
AUGUUCAGACAGAUUUCGAUCCUAUUAACACUACUUCUCGCCUUGGUUGCGAUGGUCAAAUCGGCCGAUCCCCAUAUAAGAUCAUCGAAGCGGUCAUCGAAAUAUCCUCAACUUGCUAAAGCUGUCAUCUCGACUCCCGGGAUUCAAGCGACUUUCUGGUUCCAACUACGGGUCGAUAUCCCCAAACCCAAACCAGGCAAUGCAAGACCCAUUCCAGGGCUGGAGAACCAUCCGACGAUGUCGACUCGCGUUUGGAUUCAAUAUUCUGGAGUGCCUGCUGGACAAGAGUUUGCCUAUCACAUCCACAACAAGGCCGUCACUAAUAACGAUUGCAAAAGUGCCGGAGACCACUGGAACCCAACGCAAUCGAGCAUGAACAAUCCUAAGAGCCCCUGUGACCGCAAUAAACUAGGACAAUGUGAAUCUGGGGAUCUCUCGGGAAAACAUGGCAAGCUCAAAAAGAUCCCCGACGGCCAAUUGGUUACUUACUACGAUUCAAGCCUCAGAUUGAGCUACUCAUCCCGCGGAAUUCUCGGUAAAAGUGUGGUGAUUCACAACCCAGCAGGUGUUCGAAUCGGUUGUGGUUAG